Messenger RNA from Vigna unguiculata (cowpea), 2026 nucleotides. Its product is annotated as coatomer subunit delta-like. Gene Ontology annotation, cellular component: COPI vesicle coat. The record is from RefSeq and is a predicted model, not a curated record. Lineage: Eukaryota; Viridiplantae; Streptophyta; Magnoliopsida; Fabales; Fabaceae. Gene Ontology annotation, biological process: retrograde vesicle-mediated transport, Golgi to endoplasmic reticulum; endoplasmic reticulum to Golgi vesicle-mediated transport; Golgi localization.
AGCGAGCGAAAAGAUGAAUUUACGAAAUCUAUAAAUUCUUGAGCCGGGCGAAAUGAAAAUGUUUAUUUGAUUUGGUUCCGUUUCAUUUCCGAUCAUAACUAUAAGCCUUGCUACCAGUUUUCGUAAUCACUCUCAGUUGCACGGUGCUCAUAGAUCCAGCGCCAGCAGAUUCAAUUUGACACUGGAAACACUCCCUCAUCUCAAAGAUAAAGUGAAAAGAUGGUUGUCCUUGCUGCAUCCAUUGUGAGCAAAUCUGGAAAAGUGCUAGUUUCUAGACAGUUUGUGGACAUGUCUCGUAUCAGAAUUGAGGGUCUUCUAGCAGCAUUUCCCAAAUUGGUAGGCACCGGAAAGCAGCACACAUUUUUUGAGACGGAGAACGUACGCUAUGUUUACCAGCCAAUAGAAGCACUCUAUCUACUUAUUAUAACAAACAAAAGUAGCAACAUACUGGAAGAUUUGUCAACUCUCAGACUCCUCUCCAGACUUGUGCCUGAAUAUUCUUACUCCCUCGAUGAAGAGGGUAUUUGCGAACAUGCAUUUGAGUUGAUUUUUGCAUUUGAUGAAGUCAUCUCUCUUGGGCACAAGGAAAAUGUGACUGUUGCACAAGUUAAGCACUACUGUGAGAUGGAGAGUCAUGAAGAAAAACUGCACAAACUAGUUAUGCAGAGCAAAAUCAAUGAAACUAAGGAUGUUAUGAAGCGGAAAGCUAGUGAGAUUGAUAAAAGCAAGGUUGAAAAGAACAAAGGAGAGAAAGGGGGAUUUGGUCCCUCACAGGCACUAGGCUCUGGAAAAAUUGAAAAUAGCCUUAGUGAUUUGAGCAUAUCUAGCAGCGGAACUGCUUUUGGAAGUGGCUCUGGUCUCGGAUUUAGUUCUGAUGUUGAUUCCUUUCCUACCAAGUCUAAAGGUCGUCCUACAUCAUCUGCUACUGCUCCACCAAAAGGUCUUGGAAUGAAGCUUGGUAAAUCCCAAAAGACAAAACAGUUUUUGGAAUCAUUGAAAGCAGAAGGUGAGGUCUUUCUUGAAGAUGUUCAACCAAAACCUGGCCUGUCUCAGGCAGCUGCCCCACCACCUACGGAUCCCAUCACUUUAACUGUUGAAGAAAAACUAAAUGUGACACUAAAACGAGACGGUGGAAUCGGUAAUUUUGAUGUUCAAGGCACAAUGUCCCUCCAAAUUCUCAGCAAAGAGGAUGGACACAUUCAAGUUCAGGUCCAGACUGGUGACAAUCAAGCCAUCAUUUUCAAGACACACCCCAACAUGAAUAAAGAUUUAUUUUCCAAUGAAAAUAUACUAGGCCUAAAGGAUCCCAAUAGACCUUUCCCCACUGGUCAAACUGGUGGUUCUGAAGGUGUGGGUCUUUUAAAGUGGAGAAUGCAAAGCACUGAUGAAUCAAUGGUACCGCUGACAAUCAACUGCUGGCCCUCUACUUCUGGAAACAAUACUUAUGUCAGCAUCGAGUAUGAGGCUUCCUCAAUGUUUGAUUUGCGGGAUGUUAUGAUUUCAGUACCUCUUCCAUCUCUUCGGGAAGCACCAUCUGUUAACCAGAUUGAUGGGGAAUGGAGGUAUGAUUCCAGGAAUUCCCUUUUAGAGUGGACUAUCCUUAUGAUUGAUAAUUCAAACCGCAGUGGAUCAAUGGAAUUUGUUGUUCCGCAAGCUGAUCCAUCAGCAUUCUUCCCCAUUUACAUUCAUUUUACAGCAACAGAUACAUUUAGCAAACUGAAGGUCACCAACACCAUACCGCUAAAGGGUGGUAAUCCUCCAAAGUUUUUUCAGAGGACACAGUUGAUCACAGAAAACUACAUGGUUGUGUGAUUCAUCUUCUCCAUCUUGAGGUUGAGCCAUGACAGUUUUGCUUUUACCUUUGCUAUUCUUUUACCAAAGGGUUUUCCUUCACCACGUUGCAUCAUUUCUUAAAUUCGAGUCACAAUCAAAUAUAGGAUUUUGUACUGUUAUAAUUAAAAAUAUUAUCUCCAAUUUUAAGUAAUAAUAUUUAUGAGAAAAAAAUAAAUCGAACUAAUUUAAUAAA